AUGCAUGAAAGUGUUUACGACUCGGAUUUGCAGUCGGAGCAUAUUUUGCAGUCUGCUCCGCCCAGCGUGAAUAAAGACAUUAUUAUGAAGGCGCUGCGCAGAGACCAGGAUAAGGUGCUGAAUCCAAAGAUACAGCCAUUUACAAGCGUUACCAACGCAUACGACUCGCUCAUUCCGUACCACAUAUUUAUGCUGCCCACGUACGACGAUCUCAUCUACCAAAGCGUAAACAGAGUUCCAGAGUCGCACGACAUGACAGAAACACUGAACAAUCUGACACGCAUACUGUGCACAGAGGAGAACUCGUUUGAUGAGCUAUCGGUAAUGGAAGAAAGGCUGAAGGUGGAAGAGGAGAGAUACUAUCUCAACAAGACUAUAAAUUAUAAAAACACAAAGAUAAAAGACAUAAAAGACAGAAUGAUAAAAGAAUAA
Nematocida minor is the source of this 432-nucleotide messenger RNA. RefSeq lists its product as uncharacterized. The record is from RefSeq and is a predicted model, not a curated record. The coding region runs from base 1 to 432 and encodes 143 amino acids. The transcript has a single exon. NCBI's taxonomy places the organism in Eukaryota, Fungi, Microsporidia.